Molecule: messenger RNA, 669 nt
Organism: Phytophthora nicotianae INRA-310
Lineage: Eukaryota; Oomycota; Peronosporomycetes; Peronosporales; Peronosporaceae
Exons: 2
Coding region: 1-669 (222 amino acids)
Source: RefSeq, a predicted model, not a curated record
AUGGUGAAGCGAUUUCUGGAGUUCAAAGAUGCUGUGAAGCACGUGGAGGCCGUGAACGAGCUCAUGCCCAGGGCGCGAGAUUGCAGAAAGCUGGAAAAACAACUCGAAGAUUUAAAGGCACUGGAUAGUGUUUGUCUGGCGUUGCAGUCCAACAAAACAACUUUGAGCGAUGUCCGCAUCAUGUUUGACGGUGUCAUAAAGCGCUACCCUAACAUGGCCAAGUACCUGUCCAAGGAUGCAAAUAUUGUCCACUCGCCAGCUUUUAAAUCUGCUGUCGUCAAGAUAAUGCAUCAGGAGAGACUGUCUCGACUAGAGACAGCUGCAAUUGCGUCAUUCCAAGUUGGUGAAAGUUCUGCUUCUGAGCCCGAGGAAGCCAACGCUUCCAGCUUUGCGGCGACGCUGCUGCAUGCUGGCAACAAACGGAACUACGCUACUGCCAACGCUCCACAGUACGAUUCUCUACUCUUUCAUGUGCCCCCGACUAGCAACGAUUGUGAGCGCCUCUUUUCCAAUACAAAGGCUGUAAUGACCCCGCAACGAAGUUCAAUGCUUCCGAUCAACUUCGAAAUGAUCAUGUUUUUGAAGGAGAAUGCGUCGUAUUGGGGUCGACGCACUGUGGCUACUGUGCAACACCGAUCGACUGAUUCCAAUGCAAAUGCGCCAAAGUAG